Molecule: messenger RNA, 1398 nt
Organism: Trametes versicolor FP-101664 SS1
Lineage: Eukaryota; Fungi; Basidiomycota; Agaricomycetes; Polyporales; Polyporaceae
Product: tRNA guanosine-2'-O-methyltransferase
Exons: 10
Coding region: 1-1398 (465 amino acids)
Biological process (GO): methylation
Cellular component (GO): cytoplasm
Molecular function (GO): nucleic acid binding
Source: RefSeq, a predicted model, not a curated record
AUGCUGACCGAGUAUCUCUUCGUCUUCGCGCAGGUGCACGAUGAGUUCCGGAUACCCGAGCUUCUCUCCGUGGCGGAGAUCCACGGGUUCGAGAUCAAAUUUUCCGAGAACCCCGAAGACCGGAAGACGGUAGCACGCCCGUUCAUGGUGCUCGAGCUCGAGAGCGAAGAGCACGCUAGGCUACUCGCACAACGAUGCGUCCUUAUCAGAUAUGUAUGCGAGUUUUACGCCCGCGGCAAGACUUACGAGGAAAUGCAUCGACAAAAUCGCAUACGCGCACCCCAAUGGGAAAAAUAUGCCGCCGACACAUCCUUCAAAUUCCUUGUGACCGCAUUCAACCACACGAUACCUCAGCGGCGCCAAACUGAGGUAGUAGAGAGCUUCGACUACAUGGACUGGCAAGGCAAGAUCGACAUGAAGCAUGCAGAGGUCACGCUUUUCUGCCUUGAAGAGUACAGAGACAAGCACGGCACUACCCGCCCCAGAGACGAAGGCGACGGUGACUUCGAAGAAGUUUGGUUCGGCAGGUUGAUAACAGACGGUACCGCACGUCCGCUUAUCCACAAGUUUGACGUGAAGAAACGAGUCUACUAUGGGAAUACCAGCAUGGAGGCAGAGAUGUCUCUUCUCAUGGCGACCCAAGCUUUGGCAGCGCCGGGAAAACUAGUAUAUGAUCCAUUUGCCGGGACGGGCAGCAUGGCAUACACCUCUGCUUACUUCGGGGCCUACUUCUAUGGAUCGGACAUCGACGGCCGGCAGAUGCGAGGGAAGACAAAUCAACCCGGAAUCAUCCGCGCUGCCGCGCAAUAUGGCGUCGCGAGCCGUAUCAUGGACCUCGGCACAUUCGACGUAACUCAAAAUCCCUGGAGAUGCGGAGAGCUGUUCGACGCAAUCAUCACCGACCCUCCCUAUGGGGUACGUGCGGGCGCGAAGCGUCUGGGGCGCAAAAACCCACGCCCGCCACAAGAAGGCCCUCCGCCCGUCUUCGUGCAGCGCCCAGACGACCAGCCAUACAUUCCCCCGAUGCGCCCCUACGAGCUCUCAGAGCUCGCACGAGACCUGGUAUUGCUAGCGCGAUAUAUGCUCAGACCGCGUGGACGCCUCGUAUUCUUCUUGCCUACGAUCACGGAGGACUACAAGGAGGUCGAUGUGCAAGGGAUGCUCUGCGAAGGGAUGGAGCUCGUCGCGAACUCGCUGCAAGACUAUGGCUCUUGGGGCCGAAGACUUAUCACAGUUCGGAAGACGACGACGGAGAAGUAUCCACCACCUACGUUCGAUCCUGCGCAUGCCGUCACGGACAACGUCGCGGCGCAUGUGCCGGCGCACAAAGAUUUCCGCGAAAAGUAUUUCCAGGGGUUCAAGAAGAAUCAACAAGAUGGUACGGCGAGCGAACAAUAG